This is a messenger RNA of Fusarium venenatum, 906 nucleotides long. RefSeq lists its product as uncharacterized. Lineage: Eukaryota; Fungi; Ascomycota; Sordariomycetes; Hypocreales; Nectriaceae. The record is from RefSeq and is a predicted model, not a curated record.
AUGGGCUCUCCAAAGCCGCAGCAAGACCCGUGUCCACAUCCACAACAAGACCCGUUUGAACAUCCGCCGCUGCGGGGGAUCGGACAAGAUGACAUUUCUAACAUGAAACCUCGCUGCUCUUCAGUGUCCAGUGACGGUGGAUAUAAGGUCCUUUGUAACUUCAACCUCUCGGAUGUAUCCAAGGACAAAGAUGAAGUUGGCCACGUUCCAGACAAAAACCUGUCCCAAUACCUACGUCCGAAAAUGCCGUGUUCGUUGACUGCUAUCGAGAAUGCGUUCGUGCCAAGUCCCGAGUGCUUCGAAAACUCCAAGUAUCUACUCACCGCUGUUUUCAAGACCAUCAAGGCCGCACACCCUGACUUCCGUUUCGACACUGUUGACAUCGUUCUCAGCAGUAGAGUGUUGCUAACGAUGUUUUAUAUGUGCCUAAGGAACAAGAUGGCAUCACUCUUCGGUGCCAUGACUUUCGAGCUUUUUGGAAACACGCUCAUCAUCAGCUUCGAUGAAGAAAAGGAACGCCGCAAAUACUGGAAUGAACCCAGCGGUAAUUAUUUACUACGCUCUGCGGGUUCAACAAAGCCAUAUCACGACCUGGUUCGCGCCGUGAAAUACGAUCUUGGUGGCCUCUCAUGCAUGAUUGUUCACGCCUAUGAUACCACCACUCGGAAACCCAACAAGAGACACCAGAAAAAAAGAAACGCCAACAAACACUCUAGUAGUGAAUGUAAUACUGCCAACUUCUUUGUUGAACAUAUUACAAAGAUGGAUCCCGCUGUUAUAUUCGAAUAUUUAUGGUUUGGAAGGGUCGAGAGCUACGUUGUUGCGAAAGUCAGCAAGGACUCAACGAGAAAUAAGAUUUGGUUGCGGGAUCUUACUCUCGCCCCAAAGCCUGCUCCCACAGAAUAG